Molecule: messenger RNA, 663 nt
Organism: Racocetra persica
Lineage: Eukaryota; Fungi; Glomeromycota; Glomeromycetes; Diversisporales; Gigasporaceae
Source: the annotation of a GenBank genome assembly
AUGUCAUCUACAGCCACGUUGAGUAGUUCUUCGUCAGUUGCGAAUGAAAGUAAUGCUGGCGAUUUCGAAUUGGAAGAAGAAGUUGAAGAAGUCGAAAAACAACUUGCAAACAGUAACAGGGAUGCUGUUCUUUUUGUUAUCGAUUGCUCAUCGUCAAUGAUGAGCGGCGAAGAUUCUCCAUUUAAAUCCGCUAUUCGGUGUGCUUCUUCUGUGAUGAUGAAUAAAAUAAUUACCAGCAAUGAUUAUGACCUUAUGGGUGUAGUGCUAUUUGGAACGGAAAAAUCACAAAAUGCACUUGAAAAAAUGCACAUUUAUGUGCUUCAACCCAUUGAUUUACCAGAUAUCCACAGAAUAAUAGAAUUAAAUGACAUAGUAUCAGGGCAAAUUGAUUUUAGUCAGGAAUACGGAAAUACAGACAACGAAGUUCCAUUAGGAGAUGUCUUUUGGACUUGCAAUGAUUUAUUCAAUUCACUAUCUACUUCAACGGUUAAGAUUAAAAGAAUAUUUCUCAUCACUGAUCAAGAUAACCCACAUGCAAACAAUCCAGUCCUUUAUAGCACAGCAAUUACCCGUGCUAAGGACCUUAUUGAAUCAAAAAUAGAGAUAAACCUUUUUAGCGUCAGUCAAUCAGACGAACAAUUCGACUUCGAUGCUUUCUAUUCG